GGUCUGAUAUACUGUACUUGUACUGCUCUGGUCUGGUGCUGGGUGCUGGUGCUCGUGCUGGUUGAUAGGUGGUGGUAAUACUGCUGGUGAACAAUCCAAUAGCCAGAAUCACAGUAAAAUAGCAUGACAUCUUCCUGCCUGGCCAGUUCUACAAGUUUCCCCUAUACUAGCCCCUAGAUUCGAACGAACGGGUUUCUUUUGACUCUUACAUCAAUCUUUUACGGCUUUUUUUUUGUUAUCCAACCUUUUAUUUAUUUUUUACUUAACAAAUAAUUUAAUGACUUUGAUAGAGCCAGGUCAUUCACCGUGUAAACAUUUUUUUAUUAUUUUAUUUUUAAUUUUUGAAUAAACACCAGUAGCAGUAACAGCUGGACCAGACUCGCAAUUAAUCCACAAUAAAAACUAUCUAUUUACUGACCUUGAGUUACUAUUAUUAUUAUUAUUAUUAUUAUUAUGAAAAAAGUUGGAAAUAUAUUUGAUAAAAUAAUUAUUAUUGUGACUAAAUUGUAGUAUGCAUGUAAGCUCUAUAUAUCAGUAUGUCAGCAAUGAUGACGUAUUUAUAUGUUACUCGUCUAAUCGUACGAGUAUAACCUCAAAGAUCAUGAAUUAUCUAGUCAGAUAAUACAUAUUAUGAUUUAUAUGGUAAAAUGAUUAUUUUAUGUGUAUUGAUUAAACAACAACGUCGAUAAUAGUAAUUAUUGAUAUAUUUGGAGUAAUGACAAUGAUUAUAACGCCAAACAAUAAAUUAAUGAAUGUGAUUAGUAAUUCAUCAAAAUAUAAAAAUGAAUUCACUGUUGAAAUCUGUGAAAUCUAUCGCCAACAAAAAGCAUUUCCUUGUGAAAGAGUCACUGAGGAAACAAUUGAACGCAACGGUAAUGGAGAUUCAAGGUGUCGAGGGAAUAUCAGAAGGUACUGUCGGGAACUGCGAGGAAACAAUGGCACUUUGUUCAGUACUAGAAGCAAUAUUCCUUCACGGCCUGAAGGACAGCCUUUUAAAUCGAGUUACAGAGGUACUCAGUGGUCCAGACUUUGACGCGAUGCCACAGCCGAGUUUCUGGGGUCCACUGCUUGUCUUUUCGCAUCGUGAAAUGAUCGAUCAGAUACAAAAUUUCCAACAAAUAACCACCGAAGUUGGUUAUUGUCGUGCGUGGAUACGACUUGCCCUUAAUGAGGGGCUUCUCUCAAGCUAUCUUUCAUCGAUACAGCAAGAAGAUUCAGCAUUGAAACCUUAUUACGAUAAGUCUGCGUUCAUUCGCGAUGCGGAUCACGUAGAGGUUACUAGAAGAUUGAUUGAGAGUCUGGAGAGUAUUACUUUCGAACUGGCCUGUAAUACUAGUUUAUUAAAUUUCUGGUCAAGCACACCACUUCUUAUGGCAGCCAUCUGGUUGCCGCCCAUGAAAUCAUGUCCAGUCUUCAGCGCAGUAGACAUUGCCAAGACUAUCAACAGUGAUCCGAUAGACUCGUCUUACAAUAGUGAUGUUGAAACAGCUAGCUCGAUUGGCAGUAUGGGCUCUUUUUCAUCCCAAUCUAUUUUGAAUAAUAUCAACUCUGUCAAUGAAGACGAUGCUUUGAGAAUAAUCUUAGCUAAUGGUGGAAGAUCCAUCAAAAUUGACGAUAAAACUACUGGUUAUAGAGACAUCGGAGAGUCUAGCAGAUCACAGCCAAUUAAAGAUGCUCCGAAAAUCGAUAAAGAAACUGAUUCAAUAAAACAAGAAACUGAACUUACGUCAACUGAUGUAGCGACAGCUGAAGUUAAAAGUAUUGAAAAUGAGGCGGCAGGUGUAGAAGAAGACAAAGAAGUAACAAAAAAUGAAGUUGUUGGUAAUUCUUUAAUUGGAAAACUCGGUUGGUCUACUUCAUUAGAAGAAGGCGAAUCUUCUAUGACUUCUUCAAUGAUAUCACGAAAUUCUCUGGCAGAACCACGUACUCCUGGAGAUGGUGCGACUUAUGACGCUUUAAUUAAAAGUUAUCAUACCGCUGGGUAUGCUACUUCUCCAGACCUUUGUGAAUUUCUUGAUAAAUACACGCCAGGAGCUACUCAAACUAAAGAAGACCCCCAACCUGAAAAAGUUAAAGUUGGAGAUGACUUGGAAGAACAAAUAGGCCGGUUACCUAAUGAAAAAGGUCUAGAUGUUCAAAACUACAGUUGUUUCGAUUGUGGGCAUGCUAUAGGAUUGACUUUUUUGAAAGCUUAUGUUUGUGGAUUUUCUGGAAAUUAUUUUUGUACAAAUUGCAUGGCAACAGAAGAAUUUUUAAUUCCUUCACGGAUAAUUCACAAUUGGGAUUUAAAACACUAUCGAGUUAGUGUAAAAGCGGCUACGUAUCUUACAGAUUGUGCUACUCUACUGAAUCUUAAACUUCUUAAUCCUAAAAUUUACGCAGCGGUGGAUAGCAUGGCACAGUUGCGUACUUUGAGAAUACAAUUGAAUCUUCUGCGGGCGUAUUUGUUUACUUGUCGUGAACCAAUCAUUGAGUCACUGCAAAAAAAAGUUGCGCCACGAGAUUACUUGUACGAGCAUGUACAUCAAUACUCGGUAUCAGAUCUUCUGGAUGUACCUUCAGGAGCUUUAGCCCAGCAACUCCAGAAAAUUGUCGAGUUUGCGAGGAAUCAUGUUUUAAAUUGUUGGCUUUGUAGCCAAAAGGGUUUCAUAUGUGAAGUUUGCAAUAAUCCAAAAGUUAUUUAUCCUUUUGAUAUGGCGUCGACGUACAGAUGUGGAGAAUGCAAUGCUGUAUUUCAUGCUGAUUGUCUGAAUUCGAAAAAUCCGUGCCCCAAGUGUGAGCGCAAACGUAAGAGGAUGGAUCGACCACCAAUUGAUGCUCAAGAACCAUCAACGUGAUAAAAGAAAAAUUAAAUAAUUAAGCAGUAUAAUUAUUGAAUAAAUAAUUAAAUUUCAUCGCUUGAUCGCAAUGAUUUCUAAAGAGCUUUAAAAAUAAAUAAAAUAUUGACGAAAAAUUUUUUAUUAAUUUAAUAUAU
Molecule: messenger RNA, 2974 nt
Organism: Cotesia glomerata
Lineage: Eukaryota; Metazoa; Arthropoda; Insecta; Hymenoptera; Braconidae
Gene: Plekhm1
Exons: 4
Coding region: 783-2837 (684 amino acids)
Source: RefSeq, a predicted model, not a curated record